Messenger RNA from Penicillium daleae, 3096 nucleotides. RefSeq lists its product as uncharacterized. NCBI's taxonomy places the organism in Eukaryota, Fungi, Ascomycota, Eurotiomycetes, Eurotiales, Aspergillaceae. The transcript has 5 exons. Gene Ontology annotation, molecular function: protein binding. Bases 1 to 3096 code for a protein of 1031 amino acids. The record is from RefSeq and is a predicted model, not a curated record.
AUGGCAACGGCUCCACCAUCGCCACUGUUCACGAGUUUAACAGGCGUCUGGAGCCUGUUAGCUCUUCGGAGCGAUGUUGACGAUAUCAUUAUCGAGUUACUUGGGCGCUUUGAACUGGAGAAGAUCUACGCAGACUCUGACAAAGACAAGUAUGCAGACUUGAUUCUCGCAUUACUCGCUCAGCUCGACGUGAUCUUCUUCAUCCAGCGGCUCACACUACCAGCCCCAGGACGAUCACCAGUUGGAUGGUCUCUUGGAUUUCUUGUGAGUUGGGAGGUGACGGUGCGUGCUGUGGAAUUUAUACUCCAGAUCGUACUAGAGGCUCGCGAGGUCCUGUGGGAUACCGCUUUUCGAGACGAGUAUCUGGCCCGCUUGUUACUAUCGACAGUCCGAAUUCUCUUGCUUCAUCCCAAACCUCCAGCAAAUACAAAAGCAAGAGACCGUCGAGACCGGUUUGUGCGCAUCCAACGGUCCAUGGAGCGAAUUUGCGACAGUUAUCCCGAUACCAACUCGUCUCUGCUCUCCGUCUGUAGAGCAAUCGCAGACACACUCUGCUCUGCACCCGAAACAUUGACCUUACCACCUAGACUAAAACAGGAGCUUCCAUGUUUGCCAGAGGAUUUGCUGUUAGCUCUUUAUGACGUGUCACAGUUUGUUGUUGGGGCAAAUGUCCAGUUCGUGGUCAAUAGCCAGAAGUCGGGCGACUCGGAGCUAGAAGCUGCCUCAAAGAAAACUCGCGAUGCAGUUCUAUAUGCAAUCAACCACAUUGGAUCCCCCUCCUUCAUUCCCUCGGGGAAACUGGUACCGGUUAUCAGCGAGUCCUUUCGCAUCAUUCUACCCGAUACCCCCAGCCUCAUGCAGCAUGGGUCCAACAGCAGUGACCAUGAUGGAAAUAUAAUAGAUGCAUGGGACACGCUGCAUGAAAAACUCAGUUACCGCCAGAUGAUUCAUCGUAUCAGCGAUCGAGCCGUGAUGCAUAAUGUGUACCAGAUCACCAGGUAUAUUGAGCUUUUGGACGACCCCACUGACCAGUUGAAGUCAACCAGUCCACGGCUGUACACGGUGAACUGUCAACAGUGUCAUUUGAUCGGAUAUUCUCAGGUCAAGGAUGUAGAACAUAUCAGAUCUCUUACAGAUGAUACUGGAAAAGCGCAGGAGAUCAUCCUUCCGCCAGACUCGUCGUGCAAACUCUGUGGCUCUAAAGCCACUAUGCUACGUGAGCUACCACUUGCACGAUACACUUGGGAGAGUCUCAAGUCAAUCAUUCCUAACGUGGAGGCAAUCAAUGUGGAACGGCAUCUCCCCACCCAGUUUUUGUUAUCACCACCCAAAGCCGACCAGCUACGACGGGGCUCAGAAGGGACACAAGGAAGUUUAUCGCCUCCAGCACUGUUCAGCCUCCCACAGAGACGGUUCAAUGGUACUCGUGCUGAUUAUUUUGAGAAUGUUCCGCCCCCUGGUAGCCGAAGCAUGAGCGACACCCCUCCCCCGAGGACACCAAGGCCCAUUACUGGAGAGCAUCCCUUUUCCGCAGACGAUGUGGGAGAGCAAUUCUCUAGGACAACAUCAAUUGAACAAUUUGGCAAAACCGUCACUUUCACAAGCCAAAGCUUGUCAUCGAGUAGUGGCACUCGAACACUCUCGCCCCCUGAUCGUUCAGAGAAAUCUUCAAAAUGGAAAUCACGAUUCAACAGGUCUAGAAAGGAUACGAAAGACCCUACGGAUACGAGUUCCCUAUCAUCAGCUACCCUCGAGGCACAAAAGCCAGAGGAGAUUGAUUUGAGACCUUUAGUUAGUCGGGCGAAGGAUUCCACAAAGGGAAAAUCCUCUCAGAACAUCAACGUUUCUCUUUCGCAGAACUCCACCCACACGCUCUUUUGGACGCAUUCAACCAUUCAGCUCUGGGAUAUCAGCACAGAUCCUGCCAGCUUCAAACAUUUAGUCUCUACAGAAGGGUUCUGCGUCCUAGCAGCUGUCACGGCGAAGUACAUGGCGUACGUGAUUGGCGAUCGAGAUCAAAGGUUGACGCUGCGGAUUAAAAACCUUACUCAGAUGACAUCCACUGUCGCUGAGUAUCGAAUGAGGCCUACGCCGUGGUGCAGGUGUAUGGCAAUAUCCCCAACAGGAGGGACCGUUGCGGUGGGAUUCGAGAACGCAACCGUCGGCCUGUAUAGCUGUUUCGAUUCGCAGUCUGCCCGACCAUAUCGACUUCAUGUUCGUCACCACCAGGAUUGCAAAGACUGUCCUCCCGUCGACACGGUAUCAUUUUCGAAUGACGGGCUUGUCCUUGUCGUUAGUACCAGGAGCACAAAGAGCGGAACCAUUCAAGUGUACUUAUCGCGGUUCCCAUUCUCGGAUUUUGAAGAGCUUGUACCAUGCCGAUAUCGCGUUCCCCUUCAUGAGUCAGAAGACAAUGGGGUGUCAUCCGUACAUUUCCAGCCAGGGAAAGACGGUAGAGAAGACCUUGUCUGUAUCACAACAUGGACACAAUCCGGCGUUCCGGUGCUCAUCCAUCCCAACGGAGGCCAUAAGACCGAGAUCCGAUCGCAAAGCUCGUCUUCUAACCGGCAAAGCAAAUUGGGUGAUCGCAUCCAGGCAUCGGCUUUUGCGCCGUCCGGACGAGAGCUGGCGGUGGUCAACGACCAAGGCUACGUGUACCGAAUAUCUGACCUGAGCUCGGUUCCUAUGGAUAUCCGAAGAGUUGCAACGUCCAAAGCGUUUCCAAUAAAGUCCGAUUCUUUUGCAUUGGCAUUCGUGCCACUGCUAGAUGAAGAGACCAUUGUUCUCUCCUGGUCUGAUUCAUCAAAAGCCAUGGGUUACGUGAAAAAGAUACCAAUAGUCCCUACGGGAGAGAUCUACAAUUCUCCAAAGUCGAACUUUUCGACAUCCGUUAUCGACGUCCAUGUUAAUCCUCGCCCUACCCAGUCGGAACUUCCAGAACGCGAAUACAAGGAACCUGAAAAACCUCGCAUCUUCCAAAAGCCUGCUGUAGAGCUCGAGGCCUCGGAGAUUGUGAUGGAUUCUAAUAAGCUGGUGGAUUCUAAUAAGCGAGCUUCGAGGAUGGGGUUAUUAGGGUCACUGUACGGCAAGAAAUGA